UUUCUGGAAGCAAUGAUUAGAGAAAGUCAAUUUGGUCCCCCUUUACUUUCAUUUUUGCAUUGAAGGAACACCAACUUUAUAUUAUUACUUCCAUUUUUAUUCUUUUCAUGUUAUAAACCAACUUCCCUAGCUUCCUACAUCUUCCAUUUCAACAAUUUGAGUCCAAAACACACACUUUGAUGAUGGGGAAUAACAAGUUCAAAUUUUCAGAUAUGAUACCAAAUGGUUGGUUCUACAAACUGAGGGAUAUGAGCAAAUCAAGGAAGAGAAACAAUGCCUCUCAUGUUAUCAAGAACAAGAAAGUAACAACUUCAACUUCUCAUCACUAUUUCUCCAUUGAACCAAGCAAUAACAAAGCUGGUAAGUUUCAUAACUCUCCUAUUUACACUAAACAUUCCGAUUUUGUAUUCGGCGAUUCGCCAAGAAAGUCCUCCUCAAAGAGAAAAACUAAAAGGAAAACAAUCUAUGAGCCUUCUUCGCCGCCGAUUGUUUCGUCGCCGGUGUUAGAAUCUUGGAGCUUUCAUUCUCUAGAAAAGAAUAGUCCAAAUUGGACUAAACCAAAACAUAAAACAAGAGGAUGUGAUUCUUCGUCCGAGUCUGACUGCCACGAGUUUAAUGCUCGUGGCAGCAGGCCUAAUAGAUUGGUAACCUCUGAAUGUAGCUGCAGAGUCAGUUCUUCAACCAAUGACAUCAUAAUUGACAUGAAGAGUGGAUCAACCGACGCAAUUUCGCAGUUAGGCCUUGCUCCAAUCUUGACAAAGCCGGCGAAAUUCGAAGAACAAAUCUUCAUAAGUCCAACUCAAACAUGUCUAGUAUCUCGAAAAUCCUCUGCUAAUUCUAAAGGAAUAAAGCUAAGAGUGAAUUCUCCAAAACUCGCGAACCGGAAGGUUCAAGCCUAUGCAAGAAGGAGUGUGUCCUGCAGAGGAUCAAACUCAAAGAAUGCAGGUUUUCCGGAGGGGUUUGCCAUCGUUAAGUCGUCAGUCGAUCCGCAGAAAGACUUCAGGGAUUCAAUGGUGGAGAUGAUUAGAGAGAAUCAAAUCCUUGCUUCCAAGGAUUUGGAGAACCUUCUUGCCUGCUAUCUUUCACUGAAUUCAAGUGAAUACCAUGAUCUCAUUGUUAAAGCAUUUGAGCAAAUAUGGUAUGACUUGGCUCAACUUAAAUUAUAAAGUUCCUAGAUUAUCCAAAUUCUUAUGUAUAGUACUAGAAAAAUGCAGUAGCAAGAUAUAAUUUUGUAUAAAUAAUAAGUUCAUGAUCCAUCUUCUAGUUAUUGUAUUAUGUCAAAUGUUUAUUAAAUCUCCUCCUUUCUAUGUUUUUAGAGGCUGUCUGUAAUCGAAGUAGAACAAUUUUUUCAAUUGUGUUAAUUUUAAUUCUGAAAUGUAAAUUAAAGGUG
Messenger RNA from Arachis ipaensis, 1390 nucleotides. Its product is annotated as transcription repressor OFP1. Lineage: Eukaryota; Viridiplantae; Streptophyta; Magnoliopsida; Fabales; Fabaceae. The record is from RefSeq and is a predicted model, not a curated record. Gene Ontology annotation, molecular function: DNA binding. Gene Ontology annotation, biological process: negative regulation of DNA-templated transcription.